Molecule: messenger RNA, 2538 nt
Organism: Sander lucioperca (pikeperch)
Lineage: Eukaryota; Metazoa; Chordata; Actinopteri; Perciformes; Percidae
Product: MBT domain-containing protein 1-like
Exons: 18
Coding region: 144-2288 (714 amino acids)
Biological process (GO): regulation of DNA-templated transcription
Cellular component (GO): nucleus
Molecular function (GO): zinc ion binding
Source: RefSeq, a predicted model, not a curated record
ACAGCAGCCAAUGAGAGAUAAGCAGCCGCGGUUCCCGCGCCUGCGCACUAGAAGUAUGCUUAUUUUGUCUACCGUUGGCUUUUAAUGAUUAUUUCCGCGGGUUUUAGUGUUUCAGGGAGAGUGUCAGCCGGCGGUCCAGCCUGAUGGAAAACCCCAGAGACCUGGCGGAGCGUCCGUCCAGGAAGCGCCGCGACUCGUUCGGGAUGCUGGACGGUCUGGAGGAGGAGCGGAGCAGCUGCAGCAGCGAGUCCAGCGGGGGGGGCAGCGCCGCCUCCAGCCCCGAGGACAGCGAGGAGGACGAGAGCCACCCCCCCGCCCCCUCGCUGACCCUCAUCAAGACUAACGGACAGCUGUACACCUACCCCGACGGGAAAGCCGGCAUGGCGACCUGUGAGAUGUGCGGCAUGGUGGGCGUCCGAGACGCGUUCUACAGUAAAACCAAACGUUUCUGCAGCGUCUCCUGCUCCAGAAGUUACUCGUCCAACUCCAAGAAGGCCAGCAUCCUCGCUAGACUGCAGGGGAAGCCUCCCACUAAGAAGGCCAAGGUUCUGCAGAAACAGCCUCUGAUGACCAAACUAGCCGCCUACGCUCAGCACCAAGCCAGCCAGCAGAGCGCCGUCAAGAAGAGCCUUACUGUGGAGGUGUUCGACUGGGGUCGUUACCUUGGAGACGGAGAUGUGGCAGGAGCACCGGUCAGCUGCUUCAAACACGUCCCGAUGGGGAAGUCGUGGGGCGACAUCAGCGAAGGCGUCCGCGUGGAAGUCCCCAACACUGACAGCGCUCUGCCCAUGAAGGUCUACUGGAUCGCUGGCAUCAUCAAACUGGCCGGUUUUAAGGCCUUGAUGCGGUACGAGGGUUUCGACAGCGACUCCACCAGAGAUUUCUGGCUGAACCUGUGUGUGCCGGACAUCCACCCGGUCGGCUGGUGUGCUGCGGGGGGGAAACCUCUGGUCCCCCCUCAGACCAUCCUGCACAGGUUCACCAACUGGAAGACGUUCCUCAUCAAAAGACUGACGGGAUCCAAAACGCUGCCGCCAGACUUCCCCUCCAAGGUGCAGGACAGCAUGCAGGUUCCCUUUAAGAAGCAGAUGCGGGUGGAGGUGGUGGAUAAAACUCACCUGUGUCGGACGCGGGUGGCUCUGGUCGAACAGGUGAUCGGCGGCCGCCUGCGUCUGGUGUACGAGGAGUGCGACGACGGUUCCGAUGACUUCUGGUGUCACAUGUACAGCCCGCUGAUCCACAGCAUCGGCUGGUCUCGCUCCAUCGGACACCGCUUCAAACGAUCCGAUGUGUCCAAGAAGCUGAGCGUGCAGACGGACGCUCCAGGACAGCUGUUUGCCAAGGUGAAGGAGGUGGAUCAGAGCGGCUCGUGGUUUGAAGACGGGAUGAAGCUGGAAGCCAUCGACCCUCUGAACCUGUCGGCCAUCUGCACGGCCACAGUCAGGAAGGUUCUGGCAGACGGGUACCUGAUGAUCGGUAUCGACGGUUCUGAGGCGGCCGACGGUUCGGACUGGUUCUGCUAUCACUCCACCUCUCCCUCCAUCUUCCCCGCCGGCUUCUGCGAGAUCAACGACAUCGAGCUGACGCCCCCCAGAGGUUACAGCAGUCUUCCCUUCAGAUGGUUCGAGUAUCUGAAGGAGAGCCGGUCGGUGGCGGCCCCGGUCAACCUCUUCAACAAGGACGUCCCCGACCACGGUUUCCGCCCCGGCAUGAAGCUGGAGGCCGUGGACCUCAUGGAGCCCCGGCUGGUCUGCGUCGCCACGGUGACCCGCAUCGUCCACCGGUUGCUCCGGAUACACUUUGACGGCUGGGAGGACGAGUACGACCAGUGGGUGGACUGCGAGUCUCCGGACCUUUACCCAGUCGGCUGGUGUCAGCUGACGGGGUACCAGCUGCAGCCUCCGGCCGUCACCGCGGGCUCCAGAGAUUCCCAGUCAGCAUCCAAACAGAGGAAGAAGUCUCAGCAGUACAAGGGACAGAAGAAGAAGAGGAAGUUGCCGGUUGCUAAGCGCCCCAUCAGCCUCUCCGGCGCCGUGGUAACCGGCGUCCCCAGGAGCCUAUCAGGAGACGAGAACGAGACGCCGCCCAAUUACCCAUCACCCCCUUCUGCUGCCUCGGCGGCCCAGCCGGCCUCCGCCGACCCAGACAGCCCCAACACCGAGGGGGGGGCAGGGUCCCUUCAGGUGAAAGAAGAGAGCGUGAACGGAGCGGCGUUUCCCUCUGAACGGACUGAACCUGAAACCAACGGAUCUCCUGGAGAGUUCUUCACCGGCCAGGAGGACCAGUAGGCCUCCCUCAUCCAUCCUCAUCUACUGUGAUUAAACCAGAGUCUUAGUAUUCCUUGGACACUUUAAACAUGCUACACGUUAUAAGCUAACAGAUGCACUUUGCUUCGGUCAAUACCCCUUUUUUUGGGGACAUAUUCACCUCUACUUUCCGGCCGUCCUCCAUAUUAAAGGGUAAUUACGUUUUUUUUCAACCCGGACUUUAUUUUUGCAUGUUUUUCUGUCAAAGUGACUGAUGGAAACAACAGUCUUU